UGCAGGGACAGAGCCGCGAGCGGGCGCGGGCGGCGGGGUCCAUCUCACUUCCACUGCAUUUCCCCAGGACAGGGUUGUUGAGUCCUGCCUUUGACUGUGGGGUCCUUUCUUUCCCUCUGUCGCCAGCUUCCUCCAGCUCUCCCACGUCCUCUCCGAGUCCCAACCCCGUUUCUGUUCCCUUUCUUCUUUCCCACUUUUCCCCCUCUAUCUCCUCUUUAUUGUCUUCCUGUUUUCAUUUCCUUCUCUCUCUCUUCCCCCCCCCCGCCUUUCUCUCUCUUUCUUUAUUCUUCUCCCCCACCUUCUCCCUCUUCCCGUUGGUUUUUCAGCACUCAACAAUUCUGCCUAUGAUUUUUUUUUCUCCUAUGGUGACUUUCAGGCUGCAGUUCUUUUCACCCCUCCCUCUGUCCCUCCCUGGGUUUAUCCUGUAUUGCUCUUUUAUUCUCAGCCCAGGCUUGGGCUGGGCAGUAGGGUAAGAACCAUGCAUUGGCCCCAGAUCCUUUCUCCAACAGAUUAUAUCCAAAGAUCUGGGCAUGUAACCUGUUCACUGCCUUUCCUGGGGCGGGGGAAUACCAAUGAUCUCAUUAUAAUGAGUUUUUAGAAUAAGCUGAAAGAACAUACCUGGUUUUUUAGAGACAAGGGGUUGAUUGAAUCCUUUCCUUGACAUUUUGCCUUUACUAGUAGAGGCAGACAGCACAGCAGGAAGCUAAGCCUUGCAGAAGCAUUUAGGGGCGUUCCCACCCACACCUGCCUCCUGGGCAGGGUGUGCAAUGCCAGGUGCUGGGGAGGAAAGGGACAGAAUUCAGAACAGCGUUGUGGGAAGACAGUGGGAGGCCAGGACUUUGCACUUGAAACAUUUGAGAAAGCUUGGAAAUAAGAAAUUAACAGUAAAUCUCUAAAAUAUGUAGUUGCCAAUGCCACUGAUGUGCAGAAAUGAAGUUACUUAAUUACUCCUGAGGAAGACAUUAGACAUUUUAUGGCAGUAAUUAUGGCAUUUGAAAUUAAUGAUUUUAUGUACAUUAGGUAGGAGGGCCAAGGGGAAGGUAUUUCAUGUUAGUGUCAAAGAUUGUCGUAGAUGCAAAAGUGAUGAACUCUAGAAAAUCAAGCCUCAUUCAUUUUUGAGGGAAAACAUAGAACUAUAGAGAGACAAUUUUUCAUUUCUUGAUUAAAAUGUAAACUUGUCAGAGAGAUGUGAUUUAAUUUAAAUGAUAUUUUAUAACAUAUAUAUGUGCAAAUACACACAAAUACAUAAUUAUAUAUACACUAAGUUAUAAAAGAGCCAUUUGUUUCUAAAGAUCUGAAUAUCAACUAAAGCAUGAAGCUUUCGCUUCUUGGGAAUAAUUUAACCUGAUACUGUAGCUUAUUAUGACCUUCAAUGAAAAUUCAACUAAUUUAACUUUUGAUUGAUACAGAAAUGGAAAUCCCAUCAUAGAUAAAUCACAAAGAAUUAAACAGAAAUUAAAUUUGAUGAAGGAACACAUUGCAGUGUGUUCAGUGAAAAAACUUGCAUAUGCUAGAUUCAAAGAAUUUUGGACAAAUUCAUAGGUAUGUGCAUGAAACUGUGAUUUGUGAGGCUUUUUUUUUUUUUUCUAGCUUAAAAAGUUAAAUUGUCUGCUGGGCAUGGUGGUUCGUGCGUGUAAUCCCAGCACUUUGGAUCAUGAGGUCAGGAGUUUGAGACCAGUCUGGCCAACAUAAUGAAACCCCAUUUUUACUAAAAAUAUAAAACAAAACAAAAAUUAGCCAGGUGUGGUGUUGUGUGCCUGUAAUCCCAGAUAGUUGGGAGGCUGAGGCAGGAGAAUCACAUGAACCUGGGAGGCAGAGGUUGCAGUGAGCUGAGAUCCCACCAUUGUACUCCAGUCUAGGCUACAGUGUGAGAAUCCAUCUCAAAAAGAAAAAAGUUAAAUUGUCUUUUAUAUCCCUGAUCCCCAGUGUAUGAGGAUUCUGGGGGGAGGGAUAAUAGGCUUUCCAAAUGAUUUAGAAUCAUCACAUCUGCUUUGCAUGUCAGAUUUCUUUUCAGACAUCCAGGAGGUGGCAACUUUUGUUUGAAACAGAUAAUCACACCAAUUAUUUAAAAAAUAAGACAAGUUUCAAUACUUUUAAAUUUAUUUUUAUGCAUUAGUGGUCUGUGUCUCUGUAAGAACGUCACUAUGUUUUUCUCCUUAGAAGAUGCUAUUGCUGGAAUCUGGGAAGGUCGGAUGGAGUAGCCUAAGUAAAAUCACGGACUUUUUUCCUGAAGGCUGCCAGUGAAAUUGGGACCACCCUCUCAGGCUCCACCUUCAUUCUCUAGUUGUGUUAGGAAGAGAGCUGCCGUUCCAUGUGCUCUUGCUACCUGGCAUGCACAGAGCCCUGCUGAGUACUGUUCAUGAGCCCCUGAAGUGAAGAUCACUGUUCUUGUUUUACUUAUGAAGAGUCGGAGGUCCAGAGUGCUUGUCCCAGUCAGGCAGGUAGAGAGUGACAGGGCUGACUGGAACACAAGUUGUGUCCUGGAGCCUGAGUGACCAGGGCUAAUUCAGUCCCGUUAUGUGACUUCCAUGUUGCUGCAGCCUCAGUACAUAUAAUAUCUAAAAUAUCACUCCACAUGGCAACAGCCAUUGCCUAUUGGUAUUGUUUGGCAGAACGCAGCUCCCUGUUCUAUGUCCUGGUCAUCUUCAGCAUGUCCAUGGCAGACUCUCAAUCCACAUAGCAGGGCCUCCUUGAAGCAGUGAAUGUGCCCUCUGCACAGUCUCAGGCAUCUGAGUGGGUGAUGGAAUCACAUCCACUCCAUGAGGGUUCACAUGGCCAAGUUAUGUUGUCCUAGGGCCACCCUCCCUGCUGCCAUGGGAGUGGCCGUGUCCUCAGUCUCCUGCACUUGGCUUUGCUGGAAUGCAGCAGAUGUUGCUGCUAGAGGACUCCAGGCAUAACCGGCCACAGAGCCUGUAAGGGCUGGCCAGGAAGUGCUCAUCACCCCAGCACCACCAGCCAGCCUCUGGGAAAGCCUGGAUCACCUUCAGUGUUGAAUUUCCUCAGUGUGCCGGAGCCAGGAGGAUGCCUGGAGACAGAGAGCACCAGUGUGACCCUCUUUACAGAUCAGAAAACGGAGGCAUGGAGAGGAUCCAUACCUUGCCCAACAUCACAGGUUGGAUAGAGCAGAGCUGGAUUGGAGUCCAGGCCUCUGACUCUGGAGCCUAUGCACUUAACGUCUGUUUUGGAUGGAAGGCUUGAAGGUUACAUGAGACAACCUGGUUAAGGUAUAGACAGACAGGUAAUGCGGGAGAAUGUGGCCAGUGGUUCCAAAAUGAGGGAAUGAUCGGUAUACAGUCAGGGCUCAGGGGAUGGGUAAAAAACGGAGAACCACAAGCUCUUAACACCAUGGGGUUGUGAGGCUUCAUCUCCCAGGAUGCAACACCUACUGAGUUGGGUAAUAGCGGACCCUGAUUGCUGGCCCAAGUGGGUUGGGAGCCUUGGGGAGAUAUGCCCUGUGUUGGUGGGGAGGGCCAGCAUAGUAAGAUUCCUUGUAGACUUGGGGAGCUUGGUUUCAGUAAGUUUCGAAGAUCAUCACUCCAUUCCCCAUGAUGUGAGAGCUCUGAAAGCGGUGGGGGAGUCCUGAAAUUAAAUCUGUUUUUUUCGAGUAGGAAGGACAUGGGGUGGCAAUGAGAGACAUCUGUGUGGCUCAGAAAGAUGUCUUGCUGAGGUCAGAGGGAUGAGGGCCAAGGAGGACAAGAGGAGCCCUCCCCAGGACACUCACAAUGACAGAGUGACGAGGACCACUAAAGAGUGUCAGGGGGCGAGAGCCCGGGCAUGCACUGAGUCUACUGAGGAGAGCUGACGACCACAAAGCAUCUUUUCAUAUCAUGUUCGGAGCAAGAAGAACAAGGGCUGUGUAGAUCCAUCGCCGUCUAGGGCAGCUGGUGCCUGUGAAGGGGAGGAAGGCGCAGCUCCGCUGUGCCCACAGCGGUCUGGACGGAGGAGGAUCUGCAGGGCCCCGUAGCCGUGUGUCCAGUGUCACAGGGAGUUCUCCCAUCUCAUGGUUCCUUGUUGGACCAAGCCCUCCAGAACCCAAAACUCCUGAAGACUGAUGGCUGUCAGAGCAGCUACCUUGCUCGUCCCGUGGCCCUGGCCCUGCUGAUCACUAUGGCAGGGAAGGGGGCCCCAUUGAGCCCAUUGGCUGAAAACAGGUGGCAAUUUAGUGACCCUGAGUUGGGCCGGGGCCACAAGCCAGUGCUGCUGGAGAAGACGAACCGCCUGGGCCCUGAGGCUGCUGUGAGCAGGGCGGGCCGGGAUGUGGGCAGUGCAGAGCCGGCACUGUUAGCAGUCCCAGGCAGGCCCCGAUCCGGCCAGCCGCUGUCCCCGAAGGCACUUGGGGAGCAGAGGCAGAGCGCCUUCACAGAGCUGCCAAGGAUGAAGGACCAGUGCGGGGAUGCUCAGGCCCAGGAGAGGGAUCAUGAUGACCCUGCAGGCCAGCCUGGCGCUCUGCACCUGGCCCAGGCUAUCCCCAGAGACCCAGCUGGCAGCACAGUCUUCUCUGUGUGGCCCAGCAGAGCACGAGGUGAGCAGAGAAGUGCCUUCAGCAAACCAACCAAGAGACCAGCAGAGAGGCCGGCACCAACCCCAGUCUUCCCUGCAGGGGAGUCUGCAGGCACCCUGGGGGAGCUGUCUGGACUCUUCAACACCACAGACCUCCCUUGUUGGGGUCGACUUUCAACUCCCAAGCUUUUGGUUGGUGAUUUCUGGAACUUGCAAGCAUUGCCACAGAAUGCUCCACUCUACAGCGCUUUCCUGGGUGACCCCACACUGUGGCUCAAGCACACCCGGGCCCAGGUGCCCCCACCUUCAUCAUCCUCCACCAUUUCGUGGGCCCUCCUGCCACCCACCCUCACUUCCCUGGGCUUGUCCACCCAGAACUGGUGUGCAAAGUGCAACUUGUCCUUCCGCCUGACGUCCGAUCUGGUCUUCCACAUGCGGUCCCACCACAAAAAGGAGCAUGCGGGGCCUGACCCACAUUCUCAGAAGAGGAGAGAAGAGGCCCUUGCCUGCCCUGUGUGCCAGGAGCACUUCCGGGAGCGCCACCACCUCUCCCGGCACAUGACUUCUCACAGCUAGCAGGUGUCCGUGGAGUGACCUGCUGCAUGCAUCAGUCAGCCUUUGUCAGAGGGGGGCUCCCUGGGCUUGCCUUCAGGGGGCUGUCACGGUCUUCUGCGGAGUUGCUGCCUUUGGCAUCCAUAGAUGGACAGUUCAGGCAUAAUUUGAAAAUUUAUGCACCUGAGUGAUGUAUUUUGAAGGAAAUGAAUAAAGCGAUGGGCUUUGCAAAUCCAGGGUUGAGGCCCUAACAGGCAGGGGGUGGGGGCAGCUCUGGUGCACAUGGUGGGCUUCGGAGGCACAAAAGCCUGGAUUCGAAUCUGGGCUCUUUUACAUACUAGCUGUGACCUUGGACAAAGACCUGCUGAGCCCCCAUUUUCUCAUCUGUGAAAUGGAGAUGAUAGCACUGUGUCUUAGGUUGGCAUCUGGGUCACAUGACCGGUGUGUGCAAAGUGGCCGGCAUUCUGCCUGCAGACCCUGAGUGCUGAGUCAGCAAGGUCUGUGAUGGUGUCUAUACUAGUCAGCUAUUGUUAUCAACAAGACCUCCAUGGCAGACAAGCUAAAGUCAUGGGUCUGUGGGUUGGCUCAGGUUAAGCUGAGCUUGGCUGGGCUUGGCAGCAGGUCUCACAUUUGAUCAUGUCAUGUCCUUUUGCUUCUUUGGCUGAAGGGCUACCCAGAGCAAGCAUGCAUCUCUUGCAGUUAUGCCAGGAACGUAAGAGGGUGAGUCUAACAAGCAUACCUCAAGCCUCUGCUUGGGUCACAUUGCCAGCGUCCUCUCAGCCCAUGCAAGUGGCAGGGUCAGGCCCGAAACUGAGGAGUGGAAAAGUGCAGGCUGCCCUUGGUGAAGCUGUGGCAAGGGAGUGAGCAUCCAUUCCCUCCACAGGAGGGUAAGGAACUGGGACUGGUAAUUCCAUCCACCACCUGGUCUAUAGUUCUUCACAUUGUAAAUAUAUGAAUGGGGGAAAUAGAACCCCCUCCCCACCACCUACACACAUGUGCUUUUACCUUCCAAGAGUAGGGCAUGUGCAAAAACUCAGCUUCCAGAUCGUGAGGCUGGGGAGCAUUCCAGGUACCAUGUAUUAUCUACUGUGUUUCAGUCAGUAGCUGCUGUAGGUACCCACAUCGGCCUUGUGCCUAAGGAUGUGUGGGGCCCAGGCCAUACUCUUUGACAUUGCACAGGUCAGUCUGAUGAAAGCCCUUUGUGGGGAGUUUCUGAGCCAGUGUCGUUUUUGCACUGGUUUCUACCUCACCGUCAGGUUUUGGUCUUUUGAUGUGUGGUGUCCAGCACUCCAAUGGGGCGCCCAGUGCAGAGCUCAGGCUUGUGGCUGGGAAGAAGGCAGAGUGAGAGAUGGGGAUCUCAGCCAGCCUCCCAGACUGCUCCUCUUCUCUCGCUCUCCUCUGUCCACCCUUCCAGGCAGCAGCACUCCCUCCUGGCUGCCCUGGUGUCCUUGCUCCCUCCACUCCUGCCUCUCACCACGUACCCAUCCAUUGUCCACACUCACACAACCAGAUCAUCUUCUGAAAGUGUAAGUAAGAUGAUGACUCCAAUCCCGUGGCUGUCCUUCACACUUACAGUCCUAACCCCGGCAGGACCUGCCAGCUGCUUUAUGAACAAGUCCCUGCUUGAUGUUAAUUGCAAGCACUCAUUUCACUCUCCCUGUGUACCAGGCAAUAGCAUAAGCACUGGAAGAAUACAGAUGUUAUAGCGAGUCCUACAAUAGCCCCGGGAGGCAAGAGCUGUUUCCUUUCCAUUUCGACAAUGAGUCAAUUACAGAUAAUGCUGUAGCACUUCCAGCGUUUCUGAUACUCCCCUCUAUACCUACUACCUUCACGGGCUGAGCUUGGCCUUAGGAUGCCCAUAGGUGGCAGUGGGCAGAGGGGACUCCGCUAUACCACCUCGCUGCUGUUCUGCUGUCUGCUCCCGUGUUCUGACCGCAGCUCUUGUGCCAUUUCUCAAGCCUGGGCUUCAUUCAGCAUUUGCUGUCCAGCUCUUGUUGGUGCUGCUCCUGCUGUGGUUCCACGGGGCUUCUUCUCUCAGGUCAGCUCCUUAGAGAGGCCUCCCAGAUUCCCCGCAAAGCAGCCCUGCAACCUCUUUCUCUCAGCAGCGUGUCCCUGUGGCUUCCUUCACAGCACAUCUCACCAUCUGCAAACAUCUUUACGUUUGUCGUUUUGUUGAUUUACUGCAUCCACACUGUCAGCUCCUUGGGAGUAGAGACUGGUUUGUUUACUGUGCAUCCCCAGUACCCAGAACAGGGCAUUGCAUAUUGUCAGUGCAUAAUAAAUAUUGUGGAAAUAA
Molecule: messenger RNA, 7348 nt
Organism: Callithrix jacchus (white-tufted-ear marmoset)
Lineage: Eukaryota; Metazoa; Chordata; Mammalia; Primates; Cebidae
Source: RefSeq, a predicted model, not a curated record